GGACACAAACCUGGACGCACCACCAGGAGGGGCGGCGGUAAACUGGUUAGCAUGAACAAACAAGGCUCAGAAACGGCGACCUAAGCGUCUGCUUUGCAUGGCAGAUUGUCGGAGAAACCCUUUAACCGACUGGCGAAGACAUAUUUGAGGACAACCACGAAGCUGCGUCUCCGCAGUGACUCGACUCUCACCGGGGUGAAAUCUCGUCGAGAUGUCCGCUUUCUCCGAGGCGGCUCUAGAGAAGAAACUAUCCGAGCUGAGCAACUCUCAGCAAAGUGUGCAAACCCUGUCGCUGUGGCUCAUCCACCACAGAAAACACUCCAAGACCAUUGUCAGUGUGUGGUUCAACGAACUGAGGAAAGCUCAGGUAUCCCGGAAGCUCACCUUCCUGUAUUUGGCCAAUGACGUCAUCCAGAACAGCAAAAGAAAAGGCCCCGAGUUCACGCAGGACUUUGCGCCGCUAAUCGUGGAUGCGUUCAAACACGUUUACAGAGAGGGGGAGGAAAGCUGCAAGAAACAGUUGGGUCGGGUUUUAUCCAUCUGGCAGGAGAGAGCUGUUUACGAGCAGUCCCUGCUGGAGCAGCUCUCACAGGUCCUGGAUGGAGAUAAAAAAGCUAAGAAAAGGUCUUAUGAGAAGAUCCACUCUGAUGAUGGGGGCUUCGCCUCCCAGAGAUCCCCCGCUGAGCCUCCACAGACAUCAGAGUUGAUCCGAGCCCUGCAGGAGCUGGAGAACGCCGCCUCCAGCGACUCCGUGCUCCGUCAGCGCAUCUCGUCUCUUCCCGCGGAGGUGCAGGACACGUCGCUCCUUCACAGAAUCACAGAUAAAGAAUCAGGCGAGCGGCUCUCCCGGUUGGUAGAGGAGGCCUGCAUGCUUUUAGCGGACUACAGCGGUCGCCUGGCGGCCGAGAUCGACGACCGGAGGCAGCUCACGCGCACCCUAACGGUCUUCCUGCAGAGCCAGAAGGAUGGCCUGGCCCAGAACGAGCAGAAACUUGAAGAAUACAAGCGCAAAUUGGCGAUGGUGUCGCAGGUCCGGAAGGAGCUGCGCUCACGUCUGAAUAAUCUCUCAGAAGGACUCUACAGCUCCUCUAAAUGACCGAAGUCGCUCUCGCCACACGGAGAGAGCGUCCUGCUGGGAAAGCGUCCCAACAUGUCUCCAGUGAUCGUCGUUCCGUCACCGACGGAUCAUUGAUCAACACUUGAACUGAAGUUUCUUCAACGCUUUCUUUGUGAACAAGCUCCUCUUUUAAUUUAAGAGUUAAACACUGUAAGGAUCCAUAUUCUUCACACGUGACUCCUCUGUGUUGACCCCUGACAGCUUAACUUUUACAGUUUUAAUGUGCUAUGGCUGGUGGAAUACUUCUCUGUACAUGACGACUCAAGAUGAUGCACCAGUGCACAACCUUUUAGUGUGAUCAUGAUCAUUUCCAGUAUUGGAAAGCUUCUGUAAUAUUGUGCAUUUUGUUUGGAUGCAUUUGUUAACGUUAGAGAUCACUGCAACAGUCAUUCAAGCUGAAACCACUGGUUUUAUACAACACAAUGAAUAAAACAAAACAUCAUGAUUAUUAGAAAACUAAAUGACCACAAAGUAAACAUGGUUAUAAUUUUCAUAAGCUUAUUUGUGAAAGGAUUGUUUGGUCACAUGCAAGUUUGCAUGCAAAUGAGGUGGAGUUUUCUCCUUUUCAUUGUAUCUGUGGUUUGUGUUCGUCAUCAAGGCAGCAAAACAAUUUACUUGUAUCUUUUUACCUUUAAUGUACUUGCACAAUGAGUGAAGGACUGAGUUGUCAAUUUUUUUUGCUGUGUUGCUUCAUAGUUUUCUCUUUAAUGUUGUGCAAAGGCUUCACACACCUCAAAAAGUGCCCCAGCUUCCAAAGCCAGACAUAAAAACGUUUUGUUUUUGUAACUAAGCAGAAAAUGCUUAUUAGAACCAAAUAAAAAAAUGUACCAAUU
Austrofundulus limnaeus is the source of this 1950-nucleotide messenger RNA. RefSeq names its product regulation of nuclear pre-mRNA domain-containing protein 1A. Bases 212 to 1096 code for a protein of 294 amino acids. The transcript is spliced from 7 exons. NCBI's taxonomy places the organism in Eukaryota, Metazoa, Chordata, Actinopteri, Cyprinodontiformes, Rivulidae. The record is from RefSeq and is a predicted model, not a curated record. Gene Ontology annotation, molecular function: RNA polymerase II complex binding. Gene Ontology annotation, biological process: mRNA 3'-end processing.